AUGUCGGCCACCGGCUUCCUUCAGUUGCUCUGCUGGGCUUGGCUCGUCGUCGGGGCGACCGGGGAGGGUUUUGGAGGAGACGACUUUGCGAAUAAUCUGUUUUCAGACCUUGCGCCUGUCCUUGCCCUAUUUGGCGAGAAGGUGACGAUGCAGUUCAUGAGCCAGAGCAUGGGAUGGGCCGACAACAUCAUACUGGCCAUGGUGCCGCUGGGCAUCAUGACCGCCGUGGUUGGUGCAAUCCGUGUCGGAGGCCCGACCUGGCUCAAGGCUCUCAUCGGGAGGGCAUGGGAGAGCCGUGCGAUUGUAGAGUCGGAACUGAUGUCGUCCACCUCCCAUGAGGUUUCUGAGCUCUGGAACGGCCAACAGAUUGUCAGAAUCAUGGGCGAGGGUGAAAUCCGGGAGUUCAUCAUCCUCGUGGGUGACGAUUCAGACCCCACUCUAAGCGAUGAAGCUGGGGGCGUUCUCGGCGGCGAAGCCCCAACGCGCACACCGAGUGUUCAUGCCCAAGCCCACCAGGGCCAUGAUGCUGAAGAUGACGAUGGUUAUGUUGCUGAAGACGACGAGGUUUAUAACGUCGAAGACAACCAGGAGGCGCCUGCUGUCGCCGACAACGAGGAUUCUAACGGUGCUGAAGUCCACGAGGACCAAGACGCUGAAACCUACGAAGGUCAUGAUGCUGAGGCGAACGAGGAUCCUUAUACCGAAGACAGCCAGGGUUAUAACGUUGAGUACGACGAGAGUUUUGUUUCCCGACACAACGAGGAGAUCAAAGCCUGGGGCCUCGACGCUGCUCCAACCCUCGAGAUUAUGGAGCUCAGAGACGACGAGAAAAAGAAACACAUCGCCGAGUACAGCCGUUUUUCACCUCACCGGAAAGCUAGGCGGAGAAAACACCGCAUGCCCACCGUUUUCGGCGAUCGGAAACAAGCCAGGGCGACAGACAUCGAAAAGUCCAUGCCGGCCGGGGAUCCUGACGAGAUAUCCAAGCGCCCGGUGGCAGUCGUCCGCAAUACAGCGGUCCAUUCCCCGAAUAUGUCGCUAAACGUUGGAAGCAUGGCAACCACCCGAGAAACCUAUGUGGUUGCCGCCUUCGGGACGCUUCUCCAGGCAUGCUUGCUCGUGUAUGCCGGACUGACGGCGACAUAUUUUCGAGACAACACCCAACUCCAGAAAGAACCGCCGGACGGUUACGCUUUUCCUUGCAUGGUGGUGGGGACUGUGAUGCUAGUGUUGGGUACUGCGAUUUGUGGCCAUGUUGUGGAAAGCAGCACCUCGGAAAGACGAUACCGUGCAACGGGGGGGAAAGAAGCUCGAGUUGUCUGGCUGCAGCGAUCCGGCACCUUCAACGACCAGGCCUUCAAGUCAUUUGCCAUUUUUCCAACCAAGGCUCAACGCGCUAUAGUAACUUCGCAAAGGUCAAGGCUGGAACGAAACUCGGCGUCUGAAGAGCCAUCCGUGGGGACAGCCGUAGAGGUGACUACCACGGUGGCUACCGUGCUCACUCUCUGCGGUUUCGUGGUCCAAUUUGUGGGACUACGUGGGAUGGACUGGACUGUCGCGAUCGCCCAGCUUGCCGCCACUCUUCUCAUGGCUGCCCUUCGAUCGUUGGUUCGCCGCAACCUUGCCGAGCGCCCCAACUCCGAACCAGUACCUCCCGAGCACGAACUGGACUGGCUGGCAAUGACGCUUGCGUACCAUUCGAAUGCUCCAUGGCUUCACCCCGACAAGCGUGAAUGGGAUGGCGAAGGGCGUGCUACGCACACUAGGCCCUGGAAGGACCAAGGCCGUUGGGAUUACCGGAUCAUCCCCGUUCAAGAGCCAAAGAAUACUGCAGCUGGAGGCCCCACUAGCGUUGGCAAGUCGAGAGCACACCAAGCGAUGUUGAUCAGGCGAGAUCUUGGAGCAUUAGCAGGCUGGCGAGGGCCCGCCUCGGCGGAAGCCGUUGGUCUAGCUUCUGCAAUCGAGAUCGCCUUGGAAACCCUCCUCGGCCGUAGUGGCCAAUGUGGCGAUACUUUGAUCUGGCACCUCACGUCCUCGAGUUGCGGCGUUCAUGAACCCGUCGUGUUCCGUGCAACCCGAGAGGAGAAUUCCUGGAAAACCUGCGCCGAUGACAUUGAGGCUGCUCUCUCGCUUUGGUUAUACUCUGUUUACCACCAAGAGAAAAGCAAGGAGGGUGAAGCCGCCCAUGGCCCCAGAAGAAGGUUGGCAGGCACCACUCAGUCACAGAAUAAGUUUGCGCAGGAAAAGGAAAGUCUCAUACUACUGGGCUCGUUUGAUGCCAGAAUUCUGAGACGAGACCUGAGUUUGUGGUUGCCCGACAACAGUAUUGAGAACAUAAUUGAUGUCGACAAGUGUACAGACGAGGGGCUGGGCAAUCCGAUCAAGACGCAUCGCAUCGUUGGGUUCGCACAGAACACUAGCGGCCACCCCCCUACAGAGACCGACGAGUGGAUAUACUGGGCCCGACAACUCAUGUAUGGGAUAGCCAAGGAGGCAACUCUGGCGGUGCAGCUACCAAUGGACCUCAAAAAGCUCUACGUCCACCACAUAUUCUCCGCCUUCAUGUGGGCUGCUUCGGAGAAAGCCGCAGAGAGACACUGCGCCUUGUUGGGGGCUCUAGUCUUCGGAACGGAAGUAGAGAUACGGUCAUUCCUCGAUCCUGAAACACAAUACCGGUAUAACCAUGCGACGGAUCAACUCUCCAACAAAACACUCUCUGCCCUGGCCCAACAACUCGAAACUACCGGCGUCCUUGGCUCCGUCGACGAGGUUUACUAUGGCAUUCUCCCGCCCCUGAGCGCAUGGAAUUUGCUGCCGCCCGUCCACGUCAUUCUCAAACGCGGGCUAGAGGCCGUGCACCAUUUCGAGCAGCAAGGCGACUGGAGGAGAGUCAGCCUCACAUGCGUAGGGCUUCUGAAGAAAACAGCCUUGUUCCACCGCGACAACAGGACUGACGUAGCGUCAGAGGCCACGGCGCUCGUGAUGGAGCUUCUGAGGGUGCUUACCGAAACAACCAACUUCCGGAAGGGCCAACUCGUUAACGACGACACAAAAAUUCACCAGCUCGUCGACUCUAUAACAUGGGCCAGCGCCCAAGUGGCAGCGGACAAUGACCUCUCCAUUUUUCCCCGCCUGAUGGGCUUAUAUAAAUGCCAGGGCCGUCUGUGGAAAUGCGACUUGGUAGGGGACAUUUCGGACUACCCUACGAUACUGCCCGGUGAAUUCGGCUUCGAGACCUUCCACAAGGCUGCUUGUGAUGAUGUUGUUCCCGAGAAACUGCGUCACGGAUGGAUGGUGAAGCAGGCCGUAGAUCGCCAGGACUUUCUUGGCUGGACGCCGAUGCACUACGCCGUUGCUCGCGGUUCGCAGGGCGUACUCGGCUAUGUGAUGAGAUGGGGAGCCGAUGUCAACAUCCACGACGUCCGCCGGCGAACCCCGCUCCACUAUGCGUACUGCCACGACGACGCCGAGGUUGUCAAAAAGCUCCUGCGGGCGGGAGCAGACGUCAACGCCAUGGAUGCAGGCGGGAUGACGCCGCUCCACGACGCGGCCAAGCACGGUGCGGCAAAGGUCGCGGCGGCACUCAUUGAGGGUGGCGCCGACAUCGGCCUUGCCGACUACGGAGGUAGAACGCCAUUAGCAUGGGCUGUGUGGAGCGGGCACGCCGACCUCGCGAGGAACCACCUCUGGGAUCCGAGCAGCAAAAUACAGAGUGACAGCUAUGGCCGCACGCCCUUGCACAUGGCGGUCACGUCGGAUGAAAGCCUUGGGAAAGACUUCGGCGAAGUGUUUGGCUUCCUAGUGCCCACUAUCGACAUGGAUGCCGAAGACAUGCGGGGUUAUACACCUUUGCAUGUUGCUGCAAUCAAGGGGCAUUUGUCGGCUGUGCAGUGGCUCUCAUCGAACGGCGCAAACGUCCAUGCGAAGGAAGGUGGAUGGUACUAUGUCGGUCGAGGAUGGAGGCGCAAUCUGGUCAAGCCGGGUCUCACGCCUCUUUAUCUCGCCAAGCUCAUGCUAAAGAGGGCUAAGAAGAAGCAGGAGGUGGAAGAUGAGACGAAUGAACAAGUGUUUGAUCAGUCAGACUAUGUGCGCUGGGGCGGAGGGUGGGAAUCAGACUAUAGCGCGUCGUACGAAGGGGACAGCGACAUAGAUGAGUACGGGAACAUGGUGAAAGGUUAUAAACGGCGCUAUGAACUGCAACCCGGCCCGGAUGCCAUCAAGGGACUAGAGGCCGUCAUUCAGGUCCUUCUGAAAUUUGAACCGGGGCAAGGGGAAGACAUGGAUGAUGACCAGGAUAGCACCGAGGAUCAGAGUGAUAUAUGGGGGAGUGAUGAGGAGCGCGUUGACGAGGCUGAGGGUGUCGAAGAAGGUAAUGGCGAGGAGGGUGAUAACGAGGAUGGUGAUGCCGUGGGAGUUGACGACAAGGAUGGGGACGAUGGGCACACAAUGUCCAUGUCGGCAAUGGGUUUCUGCCACAUUCCUCUUUAUCACCAGGUCGCUUGUCAGGUGUCCUUUGGAGCUGGCAUCUCGCGGCGCCAGCGGAGGGAGAAUAUUCAGCCUUCCGUGCCACACUCGCCUUGGCACUCCGUCAUCCCGGUCCCAAGGUUACAUGCUGGGUGCAUCAUCGAAUCACAGUCAUACCCAGACUCCCUUCCCCGCGCGGAAAGACAUGGUUCGUAUUGUGGCGCGCCGAUAAGCUCAGAAAUCAGACAUGAUGUUCCGCCGGGACGGGCAGGUGACAUUGCCCUUUUAUCGCCAAGAAUGCAACCAGAAGAGAUACCCGUGGAACGGCGGCCUUCGAAUAGGGACGAGGGCGAUGAGGACCGACUCGCGCAAUUCGGAUACAAACAAGAGCUGAAGCGGGACUGGGGACUGGCGCACAACUUUGGGGUCUCCUUCUCAAUCAUCAGCGUUAUCACUGGCAUCUCUACCCUCUUCUCGUAUGGGUUAAACACCGGGGGUCCGGCUGUUAUGUCCAUCGGCUGGAUCGUCGUCUCCUUCUUUACCCUCCUCGUCGCCAUCGCCAUGGCCGAGGUCGUCUCCGCCAUUCCGACCAGCGGCGGACCCUAUUUCUGGUCUGCCAUGCUCGCGCCCCCGCGCUGGUCACCGUUCGCAGCGUGGCUCACGGGGUGGUACAACCUCCUCGGCCAAGUAGCCGUAACCACGGGCAUAACCUUCGGCCUCGCCAACCUGAUCCCCACGGCCAUCACGCUCAAAAACCCCUCCUUCACCCCCACCCCAUCCAUCACCAUCGGCAUCUACGCGGCGCUGCUCCUCUCCCACGCCGUGGUCAACACCUUCGGCGUGCGCAUCCUGCGGCACCUCAACAACGUGUCCAUCGCGCUGCACAGCGCGGGCAUUACGGCGCUGUGCAUCGCCGUGCUGGCCAAGGCGCCGACCCACCAGCCGGCGUCGUUCGUGUUUGGCCGGUUCCAUGACGGGACCGGCGCCGAGGGCGCCGAGGGGUGGAGCGGCCGCGCGAGUGCCGUGUAUGUUGCGGUGUGCGGCGCGCUGCUGUCGCAGUAUACGCUGACGGGGUUUGAUGCGUCGGCGCAUUUGAGUGAGGAGACGCGAAGGGCGAGUUGGAGCGCGCCGAUUGGGGUGGUGUCGAGCGUGGGGUUUAGUGCCUUGUUUGGUUUUUUUGUGUUGAUGGCGUUGUUGUUUUCGGUGCAGGACUUUGAGAGGACGCUGGAUAGUGUGUAUGGGCAGCCGGUGUUGCAGAUCUUGGUGGAUGUGGCGGGCGAGAAUGGGGCGUUGGGGUUGUUUUGCUUGAUUAUGGUUGUUGCCGUUGGAGUUCUGACCAUCUUUGCCGUCGGCUCCUGGGUACUUUGGGCACAUCGGUGGUUUACAGGGCCCUCUGCGGAGGUGGCAGAGGCGAUGAGACAGGGCAUUGACAUUACCGAGCCAGGUGCAUUCGAAGAGGGGGAGAAACGUGAAAGCAACGAACCGGGAGGAAAGUCAUCAGACUAG
This is a messenger RNA of Chaetomium globosum CBS 148.51, 5970 nucleotides long. RefSeq lists its product as uncharacterized. Gene Ontology annotation, cellular component: membrane. Gene Ontology annotation, biological process: transmembrane transport. The coding region runs from base 1 to 5970 and encodes 1989 amino acids. The record is from RefSeq and is a predicted model, not a curated record. The transcript has 9 exons. Gene Ontology annotation, molecular function: protein binding; transmembrane transporter activity. Lineage: Eukaryota; Fungi; Ascomycota; Sordariomycetes; Sordariales; Chaetomiaceae.